This is a messenger RNA of Gadus morhua (Atlantic cod), 3040 nucleotides long. RefSeq names its product ATP-binding cassette, sub-family G (WHITE), member 5 (gene abcg5). NCBI's taxonomy places the organism in Eukaryota, Metazoa, Chordata, Actinopteri, Gadiformes, Gadidae. Gene Ontology annotation, cellular component: apical plasma membrane; ATP-binding cassette (ABC) transporter complex; plasma membrane. Gene Ontology annotation, molecular function: ATP hydrolysis activity; ABC-type transporter activity; ATP binding. Gene Ontology annotation, biological process: cholesterol homeostasis; cholesterol efflux; transmembrane transport. The transcript is spliced from 14 exons. The coding region runs from base 151 to 2226 and encodes 691 amino acids. The record is from RefSeq and is a predicted model, not a curated record.
UUGCUGUCAGACAGACAGGCUGUGUGACCUGACCCCUCACAUUUCUGUCAGACUAGGGCACGGUUAUGGCAAUGCUGAGGCUUGUUUUUCAUCUUUAUACAACUCGAGUUCAAAGUUCUCGGUGGUGACGCAACCUGCGCCUGUGUGUACAUGCCAGUGUGGGAAAUACAUUGGUUGAAUCUUCGCUUAGGGAACGGUUACGCAGAGCCAGGAACAAGACUACUGAUCGUCUGUGGUGUGGAUCGGUGCACCAUUUGCCCUAACAUAGUAGUUACACAGGCCGACGGGGAGAUGAGUGAAUCCUUCUCGAUGCCAGCGACCGGGUCGGAGAAUGGGUCGUUCAGGUUCCUAUCAGAUAAGAAGGAGGAGCAGACUACAUCGCCCUCCUGCAGCCUGAGUGUCAGCGGGGUGUCCUACACGGUCAGCGAGCGUGCCGGUCCGUGGUGGGACUUGCCUUCGUACAGAAAGCGAUGGACUCGACAGAUUCUGAACGAGGUCUCGUUCCACGUGAGCAGUGGAGAGAUCCUGGGGAUCCUGGGGAACUCAGGUUCAGGGAAGACCACUCUGCUAGAUGCCAUUGCAGGCCGGAUCGGACACUUAGGCACUCUGUCUGGGGAUGUCUUCAUCAACGGGCAGAAGAUUAAACAAGAGCAGUACCAGGACUGUUUCUCCUACGUCCUGCAGAGUGAUAACCUGCUGAGCUACCUGACGGUGGAGGAGACACUGACCUACACAGCCCAGCUGGCCCUGCGCAGACACUCUGAGGAGGCCAUCAGGAAGAAGGUGUCAGCAGUGAUGUCGGAGCUCAGCCUGACCCACGUGGGCCGCAGUGUGAUUGGAGGACGGGUCUUCCCUGGAAUCUCUGGGGGAGAGAGGAGGAGGGUCUCCAUCGCCUGUCAGCUCCUUCAGGACCCCAAGGUGAUCCUAUUGGAUGAGCCGACCACUGGACUGGAUAGCAUGACGGCCAAUCAGAUCGUGGUACUGCUGGCAGAGCUGGCCAGGAGAGACCGAAUCGUCAUAGUUACCAUCCAUCAACCGCGCUCAGAGCUCUUCAGGGUCUUCAGUAGGAUUGCCGUAAUGAGUCGGGGUGAGCUGGUGUUCUGCGGUCAGCCGGGGGAGAUGGUGGACUUCUUCAGUCAGUGUGGAUACGAGUGUCCCGAGUACUGCAACCCAUUUGACAUCUAUGUCGACUUCACGUCGGUGGAUACGCGCAGCGUGGAGAGGGAGGCAGCCACGUUCAGCCGUAUGCACAACAUCACUUCCUCUUAUCAAGGCUCAGCCAUCUACCAGAGCAUGCUGGGAAAGAUGGAACAGAGCCUCCGGGUCAGCAACAAGGCGGCCAUCCCCUUCAAGAGCAAAGAGUCUCCCAGCAGCCUGGUCAAAAUGGGGGUCCUCUUCAGGCGCACCAUGCGUAACCUGUCUCGGGAUAGGAUGGGGGUCCUGAUGCGCCUGUCCCAGAACCUGAUCUACGGCCUGUUCAUCGCCUUCUUCGUGGUGCGCCUGGACUCCGACGUGACCAAGGGCGCGGUGCAGGACCGCAUCGGCAUCAUCUACCAGGCGGUGGGCGCCUCGCCAUACACUGGCAUGCUCAACGCCGUGGCACUCUUCACGUCCUUGCGGGCCAUCUCAGACCAGGAGAGCCAGGACGGGCUCUACAGCAAGUGGCAGAUGUUCCUGGCCUACGUCUUCCACAUCCUGCCCUUCAGCAUCGUCAGUGUCUUCAUCUUCACCUCCUUCCUCUACUGGACGGUGGGCAUGCAUCCAGACACCAUGCGCUUCCUGUGUUUCUCCGCUGUGGUCCUUGUGCCUCAUAUCAUAGGUGAGUGGCUGACGGUGGUUCUGCUGGGGGUGGUGCAGAACCCCAACAUGAUCAACAGUGGCGUGGCCCUGCUCAAUAUCGCUGGCAUCUUGGUGGGCUCCGGCUUCCUCAGAAGCACCCAGCAGAUGCCAGAGGUGUUCCAGUGGCUCAGCUACCUGACCUUCCAGAAGUACAGCUGUGAGCUGCUCAUCGUCACAGAGUUUCAUGAACUCAACUUCACCUGCAGUAACAGUGUGAUCCCCGGGGCGUGUCUGAUCGCCCAGGGGAGUCAGAUCAUCGACCAGGGCUACCCCGGGGCCCUGUCGCGCUACACGCUGGACUUUGUGCUCCUCUACUCCUUCCUACCCGCCCUCCUGCUGCUCGGGGUGGCCAGCUUCAAGAUCAGAGACCGCCUCAUUCGACACUGACACCGGCACGAGGUUCUGGUUUUUCUACCCUGCAAAGCACAUGUCGGUGAUUCUGAUUGGUCCAGAUGGAGUCAAUCGAUGCUGGCACCCAAUAGUUUUAGUAGAUUUUAUUAAGGGACUGUGGCAAUUAAUUUGAGGUAUUUGUGCUUCACAGUUUAUUUUGUCAUCAUUAUUGAUUGUAUCUUUAUGACAUAAAUGUGUAUUUGUGUACUAGCCACGAACUACAGUAUGUGGAUGCUUGAAGGAUAUAUUUAAAAUAUAUAUAUCUAUACUGUUAAAAGACAGGCUAUGUCCAAACCAAUUUACAUUGAAACCAAUGAUCAUUGCACUUUGCAGCUGAAAAGUGAUUGGAUGGAUUGAUGGAAUCGAUUACCUGCCAGAUGACCUAUAUGCUGACAAAGUAUCAUAAAAUGGAUUAAAAUAACUUUGUCAACUUUAAACUGUUUCAUAUUUAAUCAAAAACAAAUGUAUAUAUUUUUUAAUCCAGCUUUAAAGGUUAUAUUAUUUUCAAUCAAACCAAUUUUAAAGGGUCCUUAUGAUGUUGAGUAUCAGGUAUUACAUAUGCAAUAAAUAGUUAUUUAAGAUUCUUUAUUUUCAAUAACAUCUAAAUACAUUGUUGACAAAAUUAGGUACAUGUAUAAAUAUAAAUGAUAUGCUCUUUCUAUAUAUAAUCUAGGAAAUAAUCAGUGUGUGUGUGUUGGUGUGUGUGUUACUAGGUAUCCAGUUCCAGUUCUUUCCAUGACUUUGCAGCAUUUCUUCUGUACUGCUGCAACUCCUGAGAACAGUACAGAAAAAUAAAUUUCAAGAAUUAUGU